AUGAAAAUAGUUAAAGCUAAAGUAGGAACACAAAAAGUUAAUUGCCAUCUUGAACCAGGAUUUCUGGGGGCUUCUAUGUGUACUGAUAAAAUCCUUAAGAAAAUUGGAGGGAAAAUUACUAGACGAAUAACUCUUGAAGAUAAAGAUAGCAAAUUCUUCAGGGAGAUGACUACACAUCCAAUUGGAUGGGCUGUAAUUCCACUUACCUUCACCUCUAAUGUAGAAAAAAGCACUCGAAUUAGUAACAACAAAUCUAUCCAAAGAUAUGAUAAGGAUAAACCUCCAACUUAUUUACCGGAAAUAGUAACAGAUGCAGAAGAUGCUUGGGUAAGAACAACUCUGCAUAUCAAGAAUUACAAAGAAAAAGGAUCAAGGGUCAUAGUAUCUGUUAAUAAAAGUAAUUACACCCAUACUGUUUUAGUACCUGAGUCUGAUUCUUCCAAUAGUGAUUCAAGUAAUUCUUCCUCAUCCAGUUCUGACUUGGAAAAUGGUGAA
This is a messenger RNA of Entrophospora candida, 495 nucleotides long. The record is from the annotation of a GenBank genome assembly. NCBI's taxonomy places the organism in Eukaryota, Fungi, Glomeromycota, Glomeromycetes, Entrophosporales, Entrophosporaceae.